Molecule: messenger RNA, 1106 nt
Organism: Prorocentrum cordatum
Lineage: Eukaryota; Dinophyceae; Prorocentrales; Prorocentraceae
Source: the annotation of a GenBank genome assembly
GAGGCGGGCUGGCGGCGGCUCGACGAGUUCGCUGCCGGGCUGCUGGCCGAGCUGGGCGGCGCGGGGGGCCUCGAGAGCUUCGAGGCCCCCGGGGGCGCGUGCCGGGUCGCCGUGCUCGUGCACAGGGCGAUGCGCGCCCUGGCGGGGGCGGGCGCCGCCGACGACGAGUACUUCGCGGCGGGCAUCGUGGAGCUGAGGGAUGCCGGAGGCGUCAAGGGUCGGGGCUACUACGCGCGCGAGGACACCGGCGCCGGGACGCUGCUGCUGGCGGAGCAGCCGCUGGUGCUGGAUGCGGGCGAGGACGAUUUUUGCGGCGUGGCCGCGGCGAUUGUGCUCGGGCUGCGGGGCGAGGCGGAGCUGAGGCCCGCGCCUGGGGACGGGGGCAGCAGCGCGGGCGACGCCGAGCAGGCCGCUCGCUGGCUCGGGGCGGUGGACGGGGCGGGCGCGGAGGCCGCGGCGCGUGCCCUGGCCGCGGCACGCAACAACGGGUUCAGCACGUCGCUGGAGGGCGCGGGCGAGGAGGAGCAGCCGAUGCUCCUCUUCCAGAGGCUCUGCAUCUUCAAUCACUCCUGCGCGCCCAACUGCGCCGUGUACCGCGACGAGGCCACGGGCUUCACGCACGUGCUGGUCAUCCGCCCCGUGAAGAGGGGGGCGGAGUUCAUGAUCCACUAUCUGGACGAGCUCUUCCUGCUGCCCACGAGCCUCCGGCAGAGCUUCCUGCAGGGCCGCUUCGGCUUCGAGUGCGCCUGCCCGCGGUGCGAGGGCUGGGACGAGGCCUCCUGCGCGGUGGAGGCCCUGCUCAACCGCACCGCGGACUUCCCGCACGGGGAGGCGGCCGGGCGCCUGCACGCCAUGCGCCGCGCGCACGCCUCGCUGUGCCACGUGGAGAAGGAGGGCGGCCUGCCCGUGGGCUUCGCGUUCCGGACCUUCGAGCACUGGGCGCAGGCACUGGCCGCGGCCGACGCCGCCCUGUCCGACAUCGCGCAGUACGGCUCGAAGGAGCAAGGGUCUCUGCGGUGCCUGGCCCUCGAGGGCCUCCAGAAGGACACCCUGGCCUACCUGGCCCUGGCCGAGCACGCGGACGCCGCGCACCGGCUCCUGCCGCC